UUGGACAAGCCGCGUCAUGUGACCAUCCUCCAACUGGAGUUUCCACGACAGCUGGGAGCCGUGCGAUACCUCCUCGCGUAUUGCUUUCUUAAAGAAUACGUAGGGACUGUCCUUAUUUCAACAUCCGCAAACAAACUUUUGGCGGCAUGGGAGACAAGAAGAGUCCAACCAGGCCGAAGCGUCAACCAAAGCCUUCGGCGGAAGAGGGAAAUUGGGACUGUAGCGUUUGCACAUACAAGAACACCGCGGAGGCUUUCAAGUGCAUGAUGUGCGAUGUAAGGAAAGGGACGUCAACACGGAAGCCUCGUCCUGUCUCCCAGCUGGUUGCUCAGCGGGUAGCGCCGCAGUUCGCCUCGCCCACGCUGCUGCCCAAGAAGGACAAGAAGGACAGAACGGACCAGGAGAAGAAUGACAAAGAGCCCACAGUGAAGAAGAACAGCCACAAGAAGAUGAGGCCCAGGUUAAAAAAUAUUGACAGGAGCAGCGCUCAGCACCUAGAGGUCACGGUUGGAGACCUGACUGUCAUCAUCACAGACUUUAAGGAGAAAACCAAACCUCCCCCCUCCUCCACCAGCACCACCACACCCCCCUCCUCUACCACCCCCUCCAGCACUGUGUCUGUGUCUGCAGAACACCACAGUGGCUCCAGCUCAGACAACAACACUGAGAGAGGGGUCUCACGGUCAACUUCACCCCGAGGAGAGGGCUUCUUAGUCGGGACAGAGUCCCAUUAGACCACCCCCCUUGGAGCCCCAGACCGC
Salmo salar (Atlantic salmon) is the source of this 761-nucleotide messenger RNA. NCBI's taxonomy places the organism in Eukaryota, Metazoa, Chordata, Actinopteri, Salmoniformes, Salmonidae. The record is from RefSeq and is a predicted model, not a curated record.